UCAGUUCUCAUUUUUUUAUCGUUGCCGCGGUCAAAAACAAAUGAGAUCUUUCGAACCCAAAAACACAAAAGGAGUAAGCUUUUAGAAAAAUGGUGAUUUUAUCGGCGAGUUCAGUGGUGAGAGCUGCCUUGGAUACACAACCUAGGCUUCCGUACAACCCUAAUGCGCCGCGGAAAGUGAAGAAGAAUCCUAACAGUAAUUCUUUCUUACCGCCGCCGUUACCUUCACCGUCUCCAGUAAUCAGCAUCUCCGUCGCCGAUUUGCUCAAGCGUCCCCCUAGUAAAGUAGAGUUACAACCUGUUGAAGUUGAUGAUACUUAUAUGGGAUAUGAGACAUGGUCUCCAAGUCCACCAAAGUUGGAGAAACCAAGAUCAGUCUUCAAUGCUGCUUCAUUAGCUUUUAUAGGCGAUUCCAUUUACGAGCUUUAUGCUCGUAGGCAUUUUCUUUUCCCUCCGCUUAGUAUUGAAGACUAUAACGACCGUGUUAGAGCAGUCGUGCGCGCUGAAGCGCAGAGACCCAUUUCGACUCUCCCUUCCUCUCUCGCUUCUUACAUCUCCAUGGCUGAGCCUGAACAUGAUGAUGACGUUUUGUUCCCUCGUUUCUUCAAGGUGUUCGUCUCUCAAACAGCCUCUGAAUCAUUUGCGAUUCCUUUGUCUUUCAUCGAAUUCCUUGCUGAUCCAUUGCCAAACACAGCAAAGCUCCAAGGCACUGGAGGAAGAGAUUGGACAGUGAGCAUGAAGAAAAUACGUGACGGUGCGUAUUUUACAGCUGGAUGGUCAAAGUUUGCACAGGACCAUGAACUUGUGGACGGAGAGUUCUUGACAUUCGUGUAUGAUGGUAACCGAACCUUUGAAGUUAGUGUGUUCGGUCGUUUGGGUUGUAAAGAGACCAGAGCUGAAGCAGAGACACUAGAGCUUUCUGGUUCUAGUUCUGAUGAUUCUGAAGAAGACGAAGAACCUUCAAUGGAUGUUGAUUAUGACAUUAGCUUAGGUGAAGAUGAAGAAAUCAGCCAGAGUCUUUAUCCAUUUGAGGACGAAGAGACUGAAUCUGAUGCUGCUGCAGUUUUUGAAGGGAACGUAGACGUUAAAGCGCUAACUAAUCCACACUUUCCAACUACCCUCAAGAACAGGAAUAAUGAACUGAUUAUUCCAGCCAGUGUUGUGAGAGAAAAUGAGCUUAUAUUUGGUGAUUCCGUAAAGUACAUUGAUGGUGAAGGGACCUUGGUAGGGCUUAGAGGCAAAUGGGCAGUUGAUACGGUUUGUUUCAAAGGAUGGAACAGGAUUUGCAGAAGGAACAGACUUAAGAAACACCAAGAUACUGUUGAAUGCGAGCUUCUUCAUGACCGAGAGAAAAUGGUUCAUUCCAUCAGAGUCCACGUCAUCCGCGGAACUGCUUGAUCCUCUCAUCACCAUAACCAUCAUCAUCACUAUCACCAUCAUAAUUAUCAUUAGUACUGUGACAUGAGUUGCUAUGACUUUUGUGUUCUUAUGUUUCUUCUCAGGUUUUAUCAUAGUGGUAGUACCUUCUUCAUCCUCAAGAAAACUUAUGAACUUAUAGCU
This is a messenger RNA of Camelina sativa (false flax), 1559 nucleotides long. Its product is annotated as B3 domain-containing protein REM20-like. The record is from RefSeq and is a predicted model, not a curated record. Gene Ontology annotation, biological process: RNA processing. Gene Ontology annotation, molecular function: ribonuclease III activity; DNA binding. NCBI's taxonomy places the organism in Eukaryota, Viridiplantae, Streptophyta, Magnoliopsida, Brassicales, Brassicaceae.